Phaedon cochleariae (mustard beetle) is the source of this 1862-nucleotide messenger RNA. The record is from the annotation of a GenBank genome assembly. Lineage: Eukaryota; Metazoa; Arthropoda; Insecta; Coleoptera; Chrysomelidae.
UCCGUGACACACAUGAAAAAGGAAGACGAGAUUGUUAGGUUAUGACUUAUGAUUCAAGUUUCUGACGUUUCUCAAGCUUUGUUAUUUUAUGUAUGCAAAUUUGUGUUGUUUUCGAAGCAAUGUUUGAAAAUUCAGAUGAUUACGACUUCAGUCCAGCUGAAAGUUCCAAAUUGGCCUCACUCUUUGGAACUUCUGCAUUAUCUGAUAGUAGUUUCAACAGCAGUCUGAAAUACACCGCCCCCAAACAGCCAAGCCCCUCAAAUUCAAAGGAAAAUGAAUCAUUGAAGACAAAACCAAAGCCUCAGACCAGAGUAGUACUGGCCAAAGUUGUUACAUUGUGGAAACUUGAAAAUAAGGAGUAUAAAGCCUUAGGUAAACAUGGUUUAGCAAUCAUAGGUUCUGAAGAUUUGAAAAUACAUGAAAUUAUAGCAUACAAAGAAAAAAAUAAUGUGAUAUUAAAAACAAAGCUGACUAGUGAUUUCCAGUUUCAUAUACAAAAAGACAAUUUCAGUUCUUUCUAUGACAAUGAUUCAAAUAACUGGUUAAUAAAAUUCGAUAAUGAAGAUCAAAAAGAAUUUAGUAAUGUGAUUGAAAAAUGUGGUGCUCAAACAGUCCCAAGCAUAGAUCAAGAUUCAGAAAAAAUCAAUGAACCAUCAGCAAAGCCUGAUCUUCUUCCAAAGCAAACCAAAAUUGCAGAGACCAAAACAGAUGAUCAUUCUGACAGUUCUGGGUCUCUUAAAAGAUCUAAUAUUCUUAAUAGAAUGGCCAGAAUGGGACAACAAAUUCUACCUAGAAAUUCAGUUAGAAAUACUAGUACUGAUAUUUCCGAUACUGAACCAGAAGAGGAUAAAAAUGAACGGAAAUUCACUAGAAAGCUAAAACAUACUAUGCCUGAGAGAAUAUUACCAAAAAAAUCGCCAGACAUAGAAAAACAAAUAGUGCCUGUCAGUGAUUUCUCAGUUGAAAACACCCCAAGUGCUUUCACACCAUCUGUGAACUCUGAUAUCCUCAGCCACUAUAUUCUCUCGCAAAAUACAGAACUCAAAAUGCAUCUUGCUCAAAUGACAGCAAAAUUAGAUUCCUUCUUCAUGGGCAACUCAAAAACACCAUCAACACCACCAGACACAAUGGCCCAAUCAAAAAUCAAGGCCCUGCAACUGAAACUAGAAAAUUUAGAGGCAUAUUUGAAGGACUAUGAGAAAAAAUAUAUGCGCCUGGAAAUUAAAUAUGAGGAUUUGGGCAGGAAAGACAAUGAUAAAAGUGAGAAGCUAGAGGAAGAAUUAUCUGUGUUGAGGAGGCAAUUAUUUGAACUAGAAAAGCAGCUUGAGGGUUUUGAGGCAAUGAAGAAAUCAUUGGAGCAUUGUGAACGUUGUAUUGAUGUCAAAAAUAAGCAAAUUGAGGAUCAGAAACAUGAGUUGCAAAAGUUGAAAGAGCUCAAUGUUGGCAGCGAAAAUCAACAAGCUACCAUUGACUCUUUGAAUAAAAUUAUUGAUGAGCUAAAAGAAAAAUUAAGGGCAUCUGAGGAGCAUGAAGUUAGAAUAGAGAAGCAAAAAACUGAAGAAACUGUAGGUCUUAGGUCAAAUACCAUCAAAACUAAUAUGAAUGAAAUGUACACUUCCAUACUGGAAAAUCUUGAUAGAGAUAAGACUUACUCAUAUGCUGAAGUGCAGAACACAGUAGCGAGAUAUUUGAAAAGGACAACAUUUAAAAUAAUUGAAGACCUGAGUGGCAUUGACAAAAGCAAUGUGGUUUUGGACACUGAAAAUGUCAAACUAGAAAAUUAGAGAUCAUGGUGUAAAUAUUAAUCUGUUUGUGGAAAAAUAUCCCAUAUAUUUUAAAUUAUUAAAGCUUUUAUAAAUAUU